Sciurus carolinensis (gray squirrel) is the source of this 4296-nucleotide messenger RNA. RefSeq names its product protein tyrosine phosphatase receptor type C (gene Ptprc). The coding region runs from base 166 to 4005 and encodes 1279 amino acids. Gene Ontology annotation, molecular function: protein tyrosine phosphatase activity; protein binding. The transcript has 32 exons. The record is from RefSeq and is a predicted model, not a curated record. Lineage: Eukaryota; Metazoa; Chordata; Mammalia; Rodentia; Sciuridae. Gene Ontology annotation, biological process: negative regulation of protein kinase activity; positive regulation of peptidyl-tyrosine phosphorylation; T cell receptor signaling pathway.
AAGUAAAACCGAAUCUGACAUCACUACCUUCUAGUUGCUAACUCCAUGUAGCUGGCAAGUGGUUUGUUCUUAGGGUAGCAGAGGAGGAAAUUGUUCCCCUUCUGAUAAAACAGCAGUGAAGAGGGGACGCAUGCUGUUUCUUAGGGAUACGACUGAUUUGCAGAUAUGACCAUGUAUUUGUGGCUUAAACUUUUGGCAUUUGGCUUUGCCAUUCUGGACACAGAGGCAUUUGUUUCAGGACUGAACACCACUGAAAAUUCCAGGAUUCUGUUUCCAAGUAGCCCCUUACCUGCUCGCACCACUGCAUCCUCACUUGCAAGCACCUCUGAAAGAGAAAAUGACUCCUCAGAGACCGUGUCUCCUCCUAGUCCAGGUGUUGCAUCCUCUCAGACGCCUUACCUUUCCACGCAUGCCGACUCGCAGGCGCCCUCUCCCGGAGAAGCUGACCCUCAAACACUCAGCAGCAAGGCUGUGCUUACCACACUCACAACCGCUCUGGGCGGGCUUAAUGUUUCAGGUGUCCCUGAUGGGAGGAGUACAGCCAGCACCUUUCCUGCAGACACAGCCUUCCCCUCAACAGUCACCCUCAGACCUGCACACAACAGCUCUGCUGUCUUACCUGCAUACACCUCCAAUAUCAGCACCACAGACAACUCCUCAGAUUCCAACUCUAUAUCUACUGCAGCAUCCACUAUGAGCCUUCCAGCAAGCACUGUCCCUCCAGUUACAACAAUAGCUACUACACCUUUACCAACAUGUGAGGAAAAAUAUAAGACCAUCUCUGUGAAUUAUAUAUAUGACCACAAUAAUAGAUCGUUUACGGCAAAGCUAAAUGUUGAAGUUAAUGUGUCAUGUGACCCUGAUAAUUGUAAAUCAAAGUUGCAAGGUCUACAGGGAUGUUCCAGUAGCAUUGUUAAUCUAUCUCAUGUUUCAUGUACUAAUCCACCUAAAAGAUUAAAAUUAGAUGUGCCACCAGAGCCUAAAAUGUUUACGUUGGUUGAUUGUACACUAAAAGAAGUAGCAAAUAUUUCAAUUUGUUUAAAUUGGGAAGUAAACACAUCCUUUUCUUCCUUGCCUUGUGACCAAAAAAAAUUUACAUAUACAUUUAAAUGUGGUAAUAUGGAAUUUAAUCAAAGAACAGUGAACUUAGAAGGUCUUCAACCAAAAAAACCCUACAGUUGUAUAUCAGAAGUGUUUUAUAAUCACCAAUUAUAUACUAAUACAAGUAAACUUAUUGAAACAGAUCUUGGAAUUCCAGGGGUGCCUCAGAAUCUUUCUUGUUCCAGUAAAAGUGAAAAUGAAGGAGUAAUUACCUGGAAAUCCCCUAAAAGUGAAUUCACUCCCCAUGGAUUUGUUCUUUGUUAUAAGACCAAUUCAGAAAAAAACUGCAGUCACCUGAAUUGGACUGAAACCAAACAUGAUUUGGAAACUUUGAAACCCUUUAAACAAUAUGAUGUAUCCUUAUACGCCUUUGUCACUGCAAAAGUACAACGGAAUGGAAGCGCAGCAGAGUGCAAAUUUCAAACCCAAGCAGGAGCUCCAACUGAGGUCCAGAAAGUGACUGUCUCCCAGAUAGCAGACAACAGUAUAUCUGUCACAUGUAAACAACCUAAGGAGAUUAAUGGCCCCAACAAAAGUUACCACUUGGAAAUCAGAACUAAAGGUAGUCAAAUGGAAAAGAAAGGAGAAACAUGUGAAUUCCAUUUAAAUAAUCUUUACUAUUCAACAAAAUAUGAGUUUCGGGUUUAUUUCUACAAUGGGGUAUAUCGUGGACCUCCAGUUAUUAGGCAUCAAUCAACAUCUUAUAAUUCUAAGGCACUGAUUGCAUUUCUGGCAUUUCUGAUUGUUGUGACAGCAAUUGCCCUGCUUGUUGUCCUCUAUAAAAUCUAUGAUCUGCAAAGGAAAAGAUCCAGCAAUUUUGAUGAAGCACGGGAGCUUGUUGAGAGAGAUGAGGAAAAACAGUUGAUGAAUGUUGAACCAAUUAAUGCAGAUAAUUUGUUGGAAACUUAUAAGAGAAAAAUUGCUGAUGAAGGACGGCUUUUUCUAGCUGAAUUUCAGAGCAUUCCACGGGUGUUCAGCAAGUUUUCUAUCAAGGAUGCUCGAAAGUCUUUCAACCAAAAUAAAAAUCGUUAUGUUGACAUCCUUCCUUAUGAUUAUAACCGUGUUGAACUCUCUGAAAUAAAUGGAGAUGCAGGGUCAAACUAUAUAAAUGCCAGUUAUAUUGAUGGUUUCAAAGAACCCAGGAAAUAUAUUGCUGCACAAGGUCCUAGGGAUGAAACUCUGGAUGAUUUCUGGAGGAUGAUCUGGGAACAAAAAGCCACUGUUAUCGUCAUGGUCACUCGGUGUGAAGAAGGAAACAGGAACAAGUGUGCAGAAUAUUGGCCAUCAAUGGAAGAAGGCAUGCGGGCUUUUGGAGAUGUUAUUGUAAAGAUAUAUGAGCACAAAAGAUGUCCAGAUUAUAUCAUUCAGAAACUGAGCAUUACAAAUAAAAGAGAGAAAACCACUGGACGAGAGGUGACACACAUUCAGUUUACCAGUUGGCCAGACCAUGGGGUUCCUGAAGAUCCCCACCUGCUCCUCAAACUGAGAAGGAGAGUGAAUGCUUUCAGCAACUUCUUCAGUGGCCCCAUUGUGGUGCACUGCAGUGCUGGUGUCGGGCGCACAGGCACCUACAUUGGAAUUGAUGCCAUGUUAGAAGGGCUGGAAGCAGAGGGCAAGGUGGAUGUCUACAGUUAUGUUGUCAAGCUUAGGCGACAGAGAUGCCUCAUGGUUCAAGUGGAGGCACAGUACAUCUUGAUCCAUCAGGCCUUAGUGGAAUACAAUCAGUUUGGAGAAACAGAAGUGAACUUGUCUGAAUUACAUCCAUGUCUACAUAACAUGAAGAAAAGAGAUCCACCCAGUGAGCCAUCUCCUCUUGAGGCUGAAUUCCAGAGACUUCCUUCAUAUAGGAGCUGGAGGACACAGCACAUUGGAAACCAAGAGGAAAAUAAAAAGAAAAACCGGAAUUCUAAUGUCAUUCCAUAUGAUUUUAACAGAGUGCCACUUAAACAUGAACUGGAACUGAGCAAAGAGAGUGAGCAUGAUUCAGAGGAAUCCUCUGAUGAAGACAGUGACUCAGAAGAAACAAGCAGAUAUAUCAAUGCAUCUUUCAUUAUGAGUUACUGGAAGCCAGAAAUGAUGAUUGCUGCUCAAGGACCAUUGAAAGAGACCAUUGGUGACUUUUGGCAGAUGAUAUUCCAAAGAAAAGUCAAAGUUAUUGUCAUGUUGACGGAGUUGAAGCAUGGAGACCAGGAAAUCUGUGCUCAGUACUGGGGAGAAGAAAAGCAAACAUAUGGAGAUUUAGAAGUUGAUAUGAAGGACACAACCAAAUAUUCAACUUAUACUGUCCGUGUAUUUGAAUUGAGACAUUCCAAGAGGAAAGAUCCUAGAACUGUGUACCAGUACCAGUAUACCAACUGGAGUGUGGAAGAGCUUCCUGCAGAACCCAAAGACUUAAUUUCCAUGAUCCAGAUCCUCAAACAAAAACUACCCAAGAAGACUUCCACGGAAGGGAAUAAGUACACCAAGAGUGUGCCUAUCCUAAUUCACUGCAGAGAUGGAGCUCAGCAAACAGGAAUAUUUUGUGCCUUGCUAAAUCUCUUGGAAAGUGCAGAAACCGAAGAGGUAGUUGAUGUUUUCCAAGUAGUGAAAUCUCUACGAAAAUCUAGGCCAGGAAUGGUUUCCACAUUUGAGCAAUACCAGUUUCUAUAUGACAUUAUUGCCAACACCUACCCUGCCCAGAAUGGACAAGUAAAGAAAAUCAACAAUCAAGAAGAUGAAAUUGAAUUUGAUAAUGAAGUGGACAAAGCAAAGCAUGGUGCUAAUUGCAUUCAUCCAUCUGCUGUCCCAGACAAUACCCACCAAGGAAACAAAGAGGUGCAAGGUGCUGAAUCCACAAGUGGCACCGAGGGACCAGAACAUUCUGCCAAUGGUCCUGCGAGUCCAGCUUUAACUCAAAGUUCAUAGGAAAAGACGUACAUGGGGCCAUUGCAAAGCCUGGCCCAGCUGUUAUCUGUGUUUCUAGAAGUAAGAGGGAGAAAUAGGAAGACAGUGGACUGAGGAAGUGCACUGGACCAACGUUUGGGGAAGGGUUCUAUUUUACCACUGUGGAAAAACAUAUUUAAACCAGUUUUGCUAAAAUGUUUUGUACAGUGUUAUGCUUAUUUUAAAGUAUUAUCUAUUAUUCAGCACAAACAACUUCUUGGUAGUCUUCAUGUGUGUCUGUAUCUGAAAAAAAAAAAAAACACCCUUUUAAUU